AUGGCCACAAAAGUUGUGAAUUUCGGGAAGACUUUGUGGAAUCACAAGAAGAAAGUAAUUUUCUUCAGCGGUCUAGCUGCUUGGGGUGGAUCCUACGUCAAUGAAUUGUUGAAGUAAGUUUAAUUUUGCUGCUGAGCGGCUUCUUUGUUGUUUUAUGUUUAGGAACUUCUAUUUUGAGCAAUUUCUUGAGGACGGACCUUGUUGUAGGUCGAGGUGGUCGAAAAUUUGCGAUUUUAACGAAAUUAAGGAUGGAUGCUGCAGGGAAUUGUUUGAAAUAGCUGCCCUGUGGUUUUGACUAUCUGUUUGAUGAUUUUUACGCCCUAAAAUUUUCUCUGUAGUUUAGAUUUUCUGCAAAAAUUUAUUUUUGCCCUAAAAUUUCGAUGUUUUGAAAAAAUCUCAACCUAAGGUGCAGAAACACUACUGGUUUUUGUUUUUUUACUCAUAUUCGAUCUGCUUUUUCUAGUGAACAAAAGGUCCGCACCAAGUUUGCCCGAUUAGCUGCCGAUUUUGGAGAAGAAAAGGUCUCCACUGACUAUCAACCCAUCAAAGUCUUUGUUUUCGUCGAUAAAUCGGACCCCAACUCAUUCAAGAACCUGGCAGCCUUCAACAAGAACGUGUUGCCUCUUCUGACAUUGGCCGGACUCGAUAUUUACAUGGAAAAGGCGUCCGAUCGAAAGGAAUUGGAAGACUUGAGCAGAUCAGCUGAUGUGCGGAAUUGUGGGGGAAUUUUAGUUGUUGGAUCGGAGAAAUAUUCGGCGCCAGCGGUGCUAAAUGGGCUUAUUGUUGACGGGUUCCAUGAACGAGCGCGAGCGGUAUUUGGAGUUUUUGAUCCGGGUGAGUUUUUUGAUGUUGCACUUGAUAUUUAGGAGGACAAGAACGAAAAGUUGCCGCAAAUUUUUGAAGGAAAGACCGUUUUCAUUGAAGAAGGAUUUGAUUAAAACCUUUAAAAAAGUCUUCGAACUUAUGUGAAAUACCAUAAUUCAUCAAAAAAAUCACAUUUUCUGACAAAAAAUUUUGGGCUCAGCCGGUGAUCGAAACCGGGGCCUCUCGCACCCAAAGCGAGAAUCAUACCACUAGACCACUGAGCCGCAUUCUCCGCUCCGCGCAAACGCGAUCUCCACUUAUCGAAAAUCGAAAAAAAUAUCUGAAAACAAAGGAGAAAAAUUCAUUUUUUCAUCGCAAUUCUUUCUUAUCCCCUUAGGGCGUCUCUUUUCAUAGACGCAUCAAAGAACGCGGCUCAGUGGUCUAGUGGUAUGAUUCUCGCUUUGGGUGCGAGAGGCCCCGGUUUCGAUCACCGGCUGAGCCCAAAAUUUUUUGGAGGUGUAAAUUUAUGUUUAAAAUACGGGAGGAUGGUUUUGACGUAUCUUUAAGGUCUCUUUAAUUUAUUAUAUACCAGUUUUUUACUCUGCAAGACAUAAUAUGUUAUUUAUUUUUACAAAAUCUUAAACUUUUGCCUAGUGUAAUAUAAAGUCUCCGAAAUUUUUUGAGCAUCAUUUUUGAAUAGUUUAAGAUGUUUUAAAAUGCAUAGAAAGGGCCAUUUUGUGUUUGCUUUUUUUCAAUUUGUUCUCCUGUUUCAGUUGAAAAAGACGAUGUUCCCGCACUGUGCGAAAAGGCCAUUCGAAUAAUCAAAGGAAUCAAAAAGGAUCAACGAGUCUACAGAACCAAAGUUUAUGUAAGUUUAAACCUUUUUCUUUUAUUUAUUCUAUGUUUAGGGAGACGACAGAGACGAUAUCAAAGUGGACUAUCGACUGGGCGAUAUUACUUUUGGUUGGUAUGACUACAUUGCUGAGAGGCAAUCCAAAUUUUGGAUUUUUGGAGGCCUGGCCGAUCGAAUUGCAGCCACCUGGUACUUCCUCAAAGUACGUGGAGGUUGUAAAAAUUUAUAUUUUCGAUUUCAGAACUACCCAGAGCCCUUGGAAUGUCACGUGAGGCAAGUGGCGUACUGUUCGGGCUGUAGAAGAUGUAUUUCCGAAGCAAAAGCCAAGAAAACAGUCGCAGACAAACGCAAGGGCUUCUGGAGUCGAUGGAUCGGCCGAAGAGAGCAGCCCGGCGACGCCUUGAAACGACAAUAUUUGAACGUUCUGAACGAAAAUUGUGGAAAGGAAACUGAAAUGGACAUGAGCUUACUGGACUUGAGCAUACAAAAUGUUCAAAAUGGGGUCAGAAUUUUUUGAUUUUUUGUGGGGUGAUUGGUUUCUUGAGGAAAAAUCUUUUGACGAAAAAAAUUACUAAAAUUUGCGAUGAAAAGUUCUAAUAGGCAUUAAAAAGUCAAAAGAAAAAAAAAACAAAUAUUUUUCUCUAUGACACCAAAAAUUAUGUAAAAUACAAUUUUCAUAAAAAAAAACCGCCGCCCAUCAUAACAAAAAUUUUGGGCUCAGCCGGUGAUCGAAACCGGGGCCUCUCGCACCCAAAGCGAGAAUCAUACCACUAGACCACUGAGCCGCGUUCUCCGCUGCGCUUUUGAAAGCAUACGCCCUAAGGGGAUAAGAGUGAAUUGCGACAAAAAAUGAGUUGUUCUCCUUUGUUUUCAGUUAUGUUUUGUGCUUUUCGAUAAGAGGGGAUCUCGUUUGCGCGGAGCGGAGAACGCGGCUCAGUGGUCUAGUGGUAUGAUUCUCGCUUUGGGUGCGAGAGGCCCCGGUUUCGAUCACCGGCUGAGCCCAAACUUUUUGGCAUGAUGGGCGGUGGUAGUUUUUUGAUGAAAACUGGAUUUUACGUCAUUUUUGAUGUCAUAAAAAAGCGUAAAAAAAUUUUGAUAAACUUUUUUUAGAAAUCGUUGGUAAAUAAUCUUUUUUCCGCCUUAUUCUACCGUAUUUCAGGCUCGAGGACAGCUGGAAUUAAAAUCGGUGGAUCCAGCGACCGGUCGAUUCAACGCCAUCAAAACCGCUUGGAAAGAACUCUCAAAUAAAACCUCCGAAUCCCCAUUCAAAACUGAUUUAACAGCCAACAAAUUGGUCAUCGAAUUGAAACCCAAAUUUGAACAAGAAGAAGACCAAAGAUCGCCUUUCCCGGAGAUCCUCGCCAAUUCCCAGUCCGUAAGCCUACUAAAACCGAAAGAAACCUCAAAAAAUAUUAGUAGAAUUGUUGUGGAAAAUGUCUCAAAUAUUGUUCAGGUGUUUUAG
Bursaphelenchus xylophilus (pine wood nematode) is the source of this 3119-nucleotide messenger RNA. The record is from the annotation of a GenBank genome assembly. NCBI's taxonomy places the organism in Eukaryota, Metazoa, Nematoda, Chromadorea, Rhabditida, Aphelenchoididae.